This is a messenger RNA of Microthlaspi erraticum, 1215 nucleotides long. Lineage: Eukaryota; Viridiplantae; Streptophyta; Magnoliopsida; Brassicales; Brassicaceae. The record is from the annotation of a GenBank genome assembly.
AUGAUUCCAUAUGUUCAUCUAGCCAACAAACUAGCUGAGAAAGGUCACCUGGUAACUUUCUUGCUUCCCAAGAAAGCCAAGUUAAAACUCGAACCUCUCAGUCUCUUCCCGGACAGCAUUGUCUUCGAGCCUCUUACUGUUCCUCAUGUUGAUGGUCUCCCUGUUGGCGCAGAGACAACCGCGGAUGUCCCAAACCCUACUGGGAAUUACAUUUACGAUGCCAUGGCACUCUUACGCGGUGACAUCGAAGCAAAGGUUCGUGCUUUGAAACCAGACGUCAUUUUCUUCGAUUUUGCUGACUGGGUUCCAGAGAUGGCCAAAGAGUUUGGAGUCAAGAGUGUGAAUUACCAGAUCGUGUCCGCAGUUUCUACUGCUAUGGCUCUUGCUCCUGGCGCUGAAUUAGGGCAUCACCAGCCACCGGGUUAUCCUUCUUCGAAAAUGGUGUUACGUGGGUACGACGCUACCCUCUGUUCUCUCUUCGCCAGUUCCUGCUCAAUGCUUCUUCGUCGGAUCGCCAAUGGUCUAAAGAAGUGCGAUGUGAUAUCCAUAAGAACAUGCGCAGAACUCGAGGGUGAAUAUAUUGGUUUCAUCGAAAGAGAAUGUCAAAAGAAAGUUCUCUUAAGCGGUCCACUGCUCCCUGAGCUUCAAGAGAUUGCCUUUAUGGAGAAGGAGCAAUUCCAAGAACUUUGUUUAGGAAUGGAGCUUACAGGUUUACCGUUUUUGGCAGCGGUUAAGCCGCCAAAAGGCUCGUCAACGACUCAAGUAGCCUUACCAGAGGGGUUCGAAGAGCGGGUUAAAGGGCGUGGAAUCAUCUGGGGAGAAUGGUUGGACCAACCUUUGAUAUUGUCUCAUAGAUCAGUAGGUUGCUUUGUGAACCACUGUGGAUUUGGUACAAUGUGGGAGUCUUUGGUUAGGGAUGUUCAAAUUGUGCAUAUUCCGCAAUUGUAUGAUCAAGCUCUGACCACAAGAUUGUGUGCUGAGGAACUCGAGGUCUCUGUGAAGGUGCAAAGAGAAGAUUCCGGAUGGUUUUCUAAAGAGAGUUUGAGAGAUGCGGUCAAUUCUGUGAUGGACAAAGAUAGUGAGAUUGGGAAUCUUGUGAAGAGGAAUCACAAGAAACUGAGAGAGACUUUGGUUAGUCCUGGAUUUUUUAGUGGUUAUGCUGAUCAGUUUGUUGAAGCAUUGGAGAAUGAAGUCAACAACAUGGAAUCGUCUUGA